Messenger RNA from Loa loa (African eye worm), 524 nucleotides. RefSeq lists its product as hypothetical. The coding region runs from base 27 to 476 and encodes 149 amino acids. Lineage: Eukaryota; Metazoa; Nematoda; Chromadorea; Rhabditida; Onchocercidae. The transcript has 3 exons. The record is from RefSeq and is a predicted model, not a curated record.
AUUUCAAGAACCAGUUACCCACAUUUAUGGAUACGGUAAUACCGGGUGAAGCAUCAGAAACCGAUGAAGAUGAUGAUAAUGGUUGUAACGAUUGCAAUGCAAGUAACAGGAAGCAAGUCAAUGAUACUGUGCAAAAUGAUGGAGAAAUAAGGAAUUGGAAUUUAAAUGAAACUCAACAACGAUCAUGGAUUUUGCAUGUUGAUGAAAAAUUGGAGGAACGUUGGCGAACACUUGGUUACGAUACAAUAAGACUUGCUGAACGUCAAGCAUUUGCGCAACGUAAACAGUUUCAAAAUUUAAAACACAAUUUAUGCAAUACACAGCAUGCUAUACAGGCCAUUUCGUCAACUCUUUGUCAAGCUGGUGAAAAUAUGCGACGUGUUGAAUGGAAUUUAUCAUUAUUGCAAGAAGGUGCCAAGCUGAUACCUGAUUUUUCAGCUUUCUCAACUAAUAGCAAUUGCUCCACCAAGGAAUGAUUAGAAGAUUUGAUUACAGUUCAUGUAUUUUCUAUUGUUGAAAAUUAU